Molecule: messenger RNA, 1260 nt
Organism: Aspergillus glaucus CBS 516.65
Lineage: Eukaryota; Fungi; Ascomycota; Eurotiomycetes; Eurotiales; Aspergillaceae
Product: sucrase/ferredoxin-like domain-containing protein
Exons: 2
Coding region: 324-1211 (295 amino acids)
Source: RefSeq, a predicted model, not a curated record
GUAGUAGUUAUUGCUUUUUUCUGGUGGAGCCUAUCUACUACUAUGUGCAUCCCAUCCGAUCUACUGUUCUAUAGCUUCAAGUACAGCUUCAUUAUAACAUCGAUGUCACGCUAUUCUUGUCCAAUGUCACCAUAAUCCUUCUAUCUCUCCCAAUAACAACCAUUCCUUUAUGCCCGUAUCUAUAUUAUUCUGCCUGUCGGAGAAAAGCUCGGGGUAUCGGUGUCGGUGAUAUGAUAGCGCAAUUCCCUGGCUUAUAUCAAGCGCUUCGACCUCUCAAACGUGUUCUUUUUCAAUCAAAGCACUGCUAAGGAGUACCUGUCACCAUGUUUCGUUCGCUGCUUUCGUUUGGUGGUGCCCCGUGCACGCCAGAGUACAUCUUUCCAACUGUUCAGCCGGGGGAGGAUGGGCCGGAUUGUCUUCAGGACUGUGCGGAUUGUACUGUCAAGUAUCCCAAGUUUAAGGUUGAUGUGGUGAAACCGUUGUAUGGGCAUAUCAAGGAAUACAGUACCCAUGUCCUGGUUGCCACGGGGCAGUCUGAUUGGAUUGAAAAGGUCAAGAGCGACAAAGGGAGUUUGAUGGAGGCAUUUGCGCAGAACUCUUCGAGGUCUAAACAUGGAAAACUCAUGGUCUCCGCAUCUAACCUGCAAAGCCCCGAGGACACCGUAGAAACAGACUCGGACUCGGACGCAGAGAAAAAGAGCACCGUCCUGCUCCUCCCCUCAUUCACAUUCAUCGAUUCCGUCCGCUACAACAACGUCCCGGAGCUAAUCGACCGCUUCAUCAACUCUCCAUCCCCUGACCCGCAAGCCAAUGGCCAUGAUACUCAAAUGACCCCCCGGGCCUGUCCCCACGACUAUGUCAUCCUCCUCUGCUCCCACCGACGUCGCGACGCCCGCUGCGGUAUCACCGCACCUUUGAUCAAAAAAGAGCUUGAGCGCCAUCUCCGGCCUCUGGGUUUAUACCGCGACGACAGCGAUGAGAGACCCGGUGGUGUCGGGAUCUAUUUCGUGUCGCAUGUUGGUGGGCACAAGUAUGCUGCGAACGUGCUAGUGUACCGGAAACAGGAGCAGCAGAUGAUUUGGCUUGCUAGAGUGAAGCCGGAGCAUUGCGAGGGAAUUGUUCGGUAUACCGUGAUGCAGGGCAAGGUGGUGCAUCCCGAGUCACAGUUAAGAGGAGGAUUCGAUCGGUUGCGUGGGGUGACUAGUUGGUGAUAUUCAUAUUCGGCAUAGCAUCCUGCAUAUAUAUAGUGUCUUCAUAGUU